Messenger RNA from Danio rerio (zebrafish), 2667 nucleotides. NCBI's taxonomy places the organism in Eukaryota, Metazoa, Chordata, Actinopteri, Cypriniformes, Danionidae. The record is from RefSeq and is a predicted model, not a curated record.
AAAUCCCUAUUGUGCAUGUCCAAAAACACAACAAUACAACGUUUUCUUAUACUACUACGGACUCUAAUAAUUCUGGGGGUUCACGCCCACAAACUCCCUCCCACUCUCUCUCUCUCUCUCCUCUUUCUCGCACACACAUACUCACGAUCCUCUGCUUCAGCCAUUAGAGCUUCAGAAUCAUCACACGGGAGGAUCCAGCGCUCGAGAACCAUCAUCUCCUCAAAGAUAACAUGGCUUUCCGUCAGUGUGUCGGAUGGACAGCGGCUCUCUGCAAAUGUUCGGAUAACUGUCGUCUGUUUUCCUGUCCAGCAUCUUUCUGAAGUGCUCCAGCUUUCCCAGUGGAGGAACAAGUCAAUGAAGACAUCAGUGAUGGAUCUUAAAGUGGAACCAAUGGACAUUGAUUUCGACCAGCCUCCGCCUCUCCAAGUGUUCGCUCACACCUCAACUCUACACGGCAUCUCUCACAUCUUCUCCUAUGAGAAGAUCACGGCUAAAUGCUGCCUCUGGGUGGUGUUUUUCCUCAGCUCUUUGACUUUUCUCAUGUACGUCUGCAUUGAUCGCAUUCAGUUCUACCUGGAAUAUCCUCAUGUCACCAAGCUGGAUGAGAUCACCACGCCGGUGAUGGUGUUUCCGGCUGUGACCAUUUGCAAUCUGAACUCCAUUCGCUUCAGCAGGAUCACGCGCAACGACCUGUACCAUGCAGGAGAGCUGCUGGCGCUGCUCAACUCCAGGCAUGAAGUUCGAGAAGCUCACCUGGUUGAAGAAAGCGUGAUGGAGGUUCUCAAGAGCAAAACCGACUUUCGCUCUUUUAAGCCGCGACAUUUCAACAUGUGGGAGUUUUACAACAGAACAGGACACGACAUUAAAGACAUGCUGCUCUCCUGCCAGUUCAGAGGCUCACCAUGCCGUCCUGAAGACUUCAGUGUGGUGUUCACACGUUAUGGAAAGUGUUACACCUUUAACUCUGGUGAGACCGGCCCGCCGCGGGUCAGCGUUAAGGGCGGUAUGGGGAACGGCCUGGAGAUCAUGCUGGACAUUCAGCAGGAUGAAUAUUUACCUGUUUGGGGAGAGUCAGACGAGUCUUCAUUUGAAGCAGGAAUUAAAGUCCAGAUUCACAGUCAGGACGAGCCUCCGUUUAUAGAUCAGCUGGGCUUCGGAGUCGCUCCAGGAUUCCAGACGUUUGUUUCCUGCCAAGAGCAGCGACUGGUGUAUCUGCCUGCGCCAUGGGGGAGCUGUAAAUCCACACCGCCGAGCUCCGAUUAUUUCAGAGCAUACAGCAUCAGCGCCUGCCGAACCGACUGCGAGACUCGAUAUCUGGUGGAGAACUGCAACUGCCGCAUGGUGCACAUGCCUGGUGAUGCACCGUACUGCACCCCUGUGCUUUACAAAGAAUGUGCACAUCCAGCACUUGAUUUCCUGGUGGAAACUGACAGCGACUACUGCUCGUGCGAGACUCCGUGCAACAUCACACGCUACAGUAAAGAGCUGUCCUUUGUCAAGAUCCCCAGCAAAGCCUCCGUCAAAUACCUUGCCAAAAAGUACAGCAAGUCCGAGAAAUACAUAACUGAGAAUGUUAUGGUGCUGGAUGUGUUUUUCGAGGCUCUGAACUAUGAAACCAUCGAGCAGAGGAAAGCCUAUGAGGUGGCUGGUCUGUUAGGGGAUAUUGGAGGACAAAUGGGGCUUUUCAUUGGAGCCAGUAUUCUUACCAUUCUGGAACUGUUUGACUACCUUUACGAGGUCAUGAAGUACAGGUUGUGCCGCUGCUCCAACAAGAAACAUCACAACAACAACAACAACACGGAUCACAACGCUGUAUUCAGCCUGGAUGAUGUUAAUUGUCACGUCAGUAAAUUCCAUUAACACUGCUGCAAUAUUCCAGCUGUUUGCCUGCCAGUAUUAUUCAGAUUAUGUCCUACAUUUUAGCAGAAGGCAUCGCAACACCAGCACGGUUGUGUUGUCUACAGAUUGUUCUGGCAUCUCGUGGUUGUUCUCUCUCUUUCUCUCUCAUGCCUACGUAUGAACAUUUUCUAGGACUUUUCCAGAAAAAGCAAAACGUUUUGUGGUUGUUCAGAACAAGCUGCUUUUGAUUUUGUCUCUAUAAGGCAGGAAUGUCAAAAACGUUAAAUAUUAAUUAAAUGGUUCGAUCUUUGUGUGCCUGGCCUUUUGCAUCAGAAAUGCGUCCGCUAGCUUGAGGGGUUUACUGUAUGUGUCCUGUUUUAUUAAUCAUGCAUCGUAAAAUGUAUUGUGACAGGCGAAUGGUUGCACAAGAGAACACCCGUCUGAAGGCCUGUAGGGUUUCUAUGAUAUGAGCAUGAUAUCAUCUCCGGUCAGCGUGAGAUCCGACAGAAGGGCUUUUUACAUUAGAUACAGUCAUUCUAAGCCCUUUAAAUACACAACAAGCUGCACAGCUUUAAAAGAUUAUGAUGCAGUGUUAACAAAUUAAAACAGCAAUACAAUGUUUAUUACUGCUCUCAAUAUAAGAACGUUAUAAAAAGUGGGAAGUAGCAUGUCGUUGUUCUCCCGAUGUUGGUCUGGGUUUCCUCUGGGUGCCUCAAAGUCCAAAGACAUGCACUAUAGGUGAAUUGGAUGAAGUAAAUUGGCCGAAGUGUAUAGCUGCGUCCCAAAUGGCACUAUUCACUCAUGCACUAUGUACUCAGCCAUAUCACC